AUGGGCUACACAAAGUAUCUUGCCAAGAGACCACCUCCUUCGGCAAAGUUUGAGUUUGUUUCUUAUUACAUGGUUGGGCCUCUAGCUGCUAUUUUGUCAGAAGGGAUCGGGACUGAUGAUAUGGAUUGUUCUUCGGACAGGGCAUUUGGCAUCGUUCUCUACUUCCUCAGCGCAACACUUUCGUUUCACUUCGUCUACGACAAGCGCGCCAUGAAACAUCCGAAGUUCCUACGUAACCAGAUUUCCAUGGAGAUUGCGCAAGCCGUGAAUGCAAUGCCCGUGAUGGCAGCCCUCACUGUUCCAUUCUUCCUAGCUGAAGUCCGCGGAUACACAAAGCUGUACGAUUUCUCCAGCCAAGCGCCUUUUCCGCUUUAUACAUACCUCCAAUAUCCUAUCUUCAUUGCGUUCACCGACUUCGGAAUCUAUUGGAUUCAUCGUGGAGAGCAUCACCCCAAGGUCUACAAGCAUCUACACAAGCCCCAUCACAAGUGGAUCAUCUCGACUCCAUUUGCCAGCUACGCCUUUCAUCCGCUGGAUGGGUGGGCGCAGAGCCUGUCAUACCAUGUCUUUCCUAUCAUAUUCCCUCUCCAGAAGGUCGCCUACCUGGGUCUGUUUAUCUUUGUGACGAUCUGGACUGUUAUGAUCCAUGAUGGAGAGUAUGCCCUUGACUCACCUGUUAUCAAUGGCUCCGCCUGUCAUACUAUUCACCACUACUAUUUCAAUUACAACUACGGCCAAUUUCUGACCAUCUGGGACCGUAUCGGAGGAAGCUAUAGGAAGCCGAACCGAGAGCUUUUUGAUCGCGAAGUGCGGAUGACUCAGAAAGAAAUCAAGAAACAGGUCGAGGAGAUGGAAAAACUUGUUCAGGAGAUUGAAGCCACCAACACUAUGCAUUUCAUUAAGCGCACCGGCCGCGCCCUAUUCGCAAAUUCUGCGAAACAAUUCUCGACAACCUCCCGUCGCCAAUUAUCAGGCCUUAAGAUCAACCACAACCGACUAUGGGAAACGUUGCACGAAACGUGUGAAUGGGGCGCGGCUCAUAGAUACGGCAAGAAUUCCACAGAUACCGGCAUGGCUCGUCUAACCCUGACCGAUGCCGACGCGAGUGUGCGCCGCUGGCUUGAUGAUGAGGUCAGAAAGCUGGGUUGCACACUCCAUGUGGACCAGAUGGGCAAUAUGUUCGCAAGACAGAAAGGUCGUCUGAACUCGUCGGCGCCUAUGAUCGCCAUGGGCAGUCAUUUAGACACACAACCGCGUGGCGGUCGGUAUGAUGGAAUUCUUGGUAUAAUGGCGGCAUUGGAGGUACUGCGGACUAUGAAGGAGAAUGGGUAUCAGACGAAUUACGAUGUCGGUUUGGUUAAUUGGACUAACGAGGAAGGAGCUCGGUUCCCCAAAUCUAUGUGCUCCUCUGGCGUAUGGGCUGGCGUAAUCCCCAUUGAGCAGGCCUGGAACCUUCAAGAUAUCCAUGAUCCCAACGUGACACUCCGUUCGGAAUUAGAACGACACGGAUACCUGGGAGACAUCCCCUGUUCACCUGAGGGCUUCCCCCUUGGCGCACACUUCGAGCUGCACAUCGAGCAAGGUCCUAUCCUCGUGGAAACCGGCCGGUCGCUAGGUGUAGUCCAAGGCGCCCAGGGAUAUAGAUGGCUAACCUUCACCGUGUACGGACGAGAUGCGCACACGGGCACGACGCCCUUCAGCGCUCGUCAGGACCCCCUACUCGCCGCAUCUAAGAUGAUUGCCGCAUCGAAUGAGAUUGCAAAGCAACAUGGGGCGCUGGCAUCCACUGGCGUACUCAAGAUACCUUCUAAUGCAUCUACGAACACUGUUGCUUCGCAAGUAACGUUCACCUUGGACAUCCGACAUCUCGAGGAUGAAGUGGUGCACGCUGUGCAGAAGGAAUGUCUUGAAUCCUUCGCUAGCAUCGCAAAGCAAGACGGGAAGGGUGUUUCGUUCGACUGGACGAUAGAUACGGAUUCUGCUGCUGUCAAGUUUGACAAGGACUGCAUUGGUGCAGUUCGCACUGCCGCUGACGAGCUUGUUGGCGCUGGACAAUACAUGGACAUUACCAGCGGUGCUGGACAUGAUACUGUGAAUACUAGUAGACAUUGUCCCUCGACUAUGAUCUUCGUUCCGUGCCGCGACGGGGUCAGCCAUCAUCCGGAGGAGUAUUGCCGCCCUGAAGAUUGUGCUUUGGGGACUCAGGCUUUACUUGAAGCGGUUGUUAACUACGAUCAAGCUCGGAUGAAGAAAGAUGCCAAUGCAUAG
Aspergillus nomiae NRRL 13137 is the source of this 2268-nucleotide messenger RNA. RefSeq lists its product as uncharacterized. The coding region runs from base 1 to 2268 and encodes 755 amino acids. The transcript has 6 exons. The record is from RefSeq and is a predicted model, not a curated record. Gene Ontology annotation, molecular function: iron ion binding; hydrolase activity, acting on carbon-nitrogen (but not peptide) bonds, in linear amidines; oxidoreductase activity. Gene Ontology annotation, biological process: lipid biosynthetic process. NCBI's taxonomy places the organism in Eukaryota, Fungi, Ascomycota, Eurotiomycetes, Eurotiales, Aspergillaceae.